GGUACGGAAGUGGCGCCACUGAGCCAAUCGGCUGCUGAGCGUUGAUCGAAGGAGCCAAUGAGCGAUGAGGAGGCGGUUUAAAAGCUGCCGGCGGCCAGGCACGGUUAUUCCUGAGGGGGUGUGUCUGUGCGGUCUGCGGCCCUGGCGUGAUCUGGGACGGACCGAACAGAACCGAACCCUCAGCUCUGUACGUGUUGCUGUACUGCCCUAGCGCGGGGAGCUGCCGGUGGCCCUUGAGAGUCAUCUCAUCAACAAGAAGAUGGCAACGCUAAUCUUUACUGAUCAGGAAAACGGUGAAGUUGGUGCUACCAAGAACCAGCGAAGACUCCCUUCAGUGUCCUCAAAAGUCUUCUCUGAAGGAACUCAAGUUAACACUCCACUUCCUAAAAAAACCAUUGGUACUUCUCCAGCCACAUCUCACUCUGUCAGAAAGGCUCUUGGAAAUGUGAAUGGAACUGAAGGAGUCAUGACCAAGAUGGAAAAGAUAAGACAGAAAAAUCAGGCUUGCACUGCAAACAAAAUUGCUGAAAAGUCUGCUGGAUUAGAAAGCUGUGAUGCAGUGGCUGAAGAAGAGUGGCCAGAAAUAGAAAAUAUGUUUUCUUUUGAUCCUCAAGACUUUGAGAGUUAUGAUCUUCCUGAAGAGUACAAACUAAGCAAUAUCAACCUGCGUGGUGUUCCCCUCAUGAUAUUUGAAAGGACAUAUGACAAAUACGUGAACAUGGUUCCUUCCCCUGUGAAGACUGAAGAGUUUUCACAGGAGUCUAACCUGCUACAAGCAACUGCUGACUUCCUUGCUACCCUGGAUGAGAUCAUUAUUGACAUGCCACCUCCGUUAUGACCCCGGAACCUUCUUUACAGGCACUAAUUGAGUUCAAAUGUCAUGUAAUUCUGUAAUUUAAUAAAGGCUAACCUAAUCUGUAUAA
Messenger RNA from Columba livia (rock pigeon), 923 nucleotides. RefSeq names its product PTTG1 regulator of sister chromatid separation, securin (gene PTTG1). Gene Ontology annotation, biological process: homologous chromosome segregation; chromosome organization. The coding region runs from base 260 to 838 and encodes 192 amino acids. The transcript is spliced from 6 exons. The record is from RefSeq and is a predicted model, not a curated record. NCBI's taxonomy places the organism in Eukaryota, Metazoa, Chordata, Aves, Columbiformes, Columbidae. Gene Ontology annotation, cellular component: cytoplasm; nucleus.